Molecule: messenger RNA, 1105 nt
Organism: Culex pipiens pallens (northern house mosquito)
Lineage: Eukaryota; Metazoa; Arthropoda; Insecta; Diptera; Culicidae
Product: trypsin-1-like
Exons: 2
Coding region: 260-1105 (281 amino acids)
Biological process (GO): proteolysis
Molecular function (GO): serine-type endopeptidase activity
Source: RefSeq, a predicted model, not a curated record
AUCUCCUACCAACAUGACACUCCCAAGUACCUGCAGAGACCAACUAAUGCUACAACAUAUAUUCAAAUGAGGUCAACCCGUCUAGCUCAAGCACACGAUGCCCGUUGAGAGAAAGAACUUUCGCUUUCGUUUGCGCGACGACGACGACUUGGGACAUGGGUCUCGGGUGAAAGCGAUCAUGCGCGUGCUUGCGCGAUCGCGCGCGCGAUCUUCAGUUUAGUACACGCCGUAGAGCUGUGCGCACGUGCUUCUCGCGACGAUGGAUUUUUCAAAAGUUUUCGUAACGGUUGCGUGUCUGCUGCUGAUUUCGAGCAGUUUGGUCGGUGCGUUGAAACCCCCCGCGACCAAGGUGAUCGGCGGCCAGGAAGCUUCUCCGGCGGAGUUUCCGUACUUGGUGUCGGUUCAGUGGAACUUUGGAAAUGGGACGCGGGCGGUUCAUUUUUGCGGUGGGACGAUCGUGAGCCCGGGUUGGAUUUUGACGGCGGCGCACUGCCGGGAGACGGCGUUCGAUGGCGGUUGGCUCGAGGUGGUCGCUGGGGAGUUUGAUUUAAGGAGGGAGGAGGGAUUCGAGCAGAGGCGAAAUGCGAGCAAGUUUUUAGUACACGAAUCGCGAUCGCCUGGCUUCGUGGGACCGUACGAUAUUGCGCUGAUCAAACUCGAUCGACCGCUGCAGUUAACCACAAAUGUGUCAACGAUACCGUUGGACGCCAGAAACGGUCCCAUGGUUGGAUUUGCCGUGUUGCCAGGGUGGGGCGCCGUCACGUCAACCGUCGAGCCCGAUUACCCAGAAAAACUUCAAAAGGUCAACUUACCGGUCUAUCCGUACGACGCGUGCCUGCAGUACUUCCCCCUCUUCAGCCCGCUCGAGGAGAGCAACUUUUGCGCAGGAGAACUGAGCGGAUCGGCCAACGCCUGUCAUCGUGACUCGGGAGGACCGCUGAUCCAGACGGUGGACGGCGUCGAAACCCAGGUCGGCCUAGUCUCGUGGGGAGCCUUCCCGUGUUCGGCCUAUCGCAGUCCCACCGUCAUAACGUGGAUCAGCAAGUUCAGGGACUGGGUUCGGAUGACGAUUGAGCGGGAAGAGUCUGGCGAUCACAACAAUUGA